UGGUGUGAUAUCACAAAUGGCCAUUGACGUUACACGCACUCUAGGAGAAAGUAUCGAUACUUUCUUUCAGUUUCUCGACGUGACAUCGAUACUCGCUCGACGAUGCAAAAGACGAUAUCGACACUUUCUCGCCGCCUCCGAAGUGAAUCAGAGUAUCGAUUCUUGCUCUUGUGUACACAACGCGCGCCUUGGUUAUGUGUCAAAGUGAUUUAGUAUUUAGAAAAUAAGAGAAAAAUUACUCUCUCUUAGUCGGCGCAAGAAGUCGACGAGAAAAAUUAAAGUAAAAGAUUAUAAUUGUUAGAUCUCAUUUUUUUUUUCACGUGAGAAAGUGCACGUGCAUGCACAAGCAGUCGAAAAGAGUUUUUUGUGACUGCAAAAUUCUUUUUCAUACGAAAACAUAAGUGAAAAAAUAAGGGCGUGAAUUUGGGCUAAUAAUAAGCGUCACCUAAAAUACGUGCUCGUCGAGUAAUGUUUACACGGGAAAGUGAUGAGUGUACGAUAUUUUGAGACUGGUGAGUUUCACACACACGCAACGAACAGUAUAAUAUACGUAGUUUGUGAGUGCUAAAAUGCCGUUUAAGUUUCACUUAAAGAAGAGCAGACAAUAUAACGUUGUGUCCAAAAACCAGUAUGUGAUUUGUGUCAAAUUACUGGAUGCUACUUCCAUAGAGUGCACACUUAGCAUUGACAGUAUCGGUCAGGAAUGUUUGAAUCAUGUAACGCAACGUUUGGGAUUGGGGCAGCCGGAACUUUUUGGGUUGCGCUACAUCUGCUGUUACGAUACGCCAUCCUUGCGUUGGAUAGAUUUGGAGAUGCCCUUGAAAAAACAACUUGAAAAAGAUGCCAAGAAUCUCAUGCUCUAUCUGAGAGUUAUGUAUUAUGUCACAGAUGUUCAGUUUAUUCAAGAUGAAAUGACGAGAUAUCAUUAUUAUCUUCAAUUGAAGAGCGAUAUAUUAGAAGAGAGAAUACCGUGCAAUCCUAGGCAAGCUUGCAUGCUGGCGAGUUAUUCUAUGCAAGCUGAGUUUGGAAAUUACAGUCCAGAAAGACACACAAUGGAAUGUCUACAACAAUAUACUUUCUUUCCAAAUGAAGCAAUCAAAACAGAUCCAGGCGGACAAGAGUCUCUGCUCCAUACUGCGCUUUGUCAUUACAAGGGUCUUGCCAAUGUUACUCAACCUGCUGCGGAAGAGCUGUAUAUCUCGCUUGUUAUGCAGCUAGAGGGAUAUGGCAAUGAGACAUUUAAUGCCAAAGUAAAAAUACUACAGUAUCCUCGAUUAGGUGGAAGUGGAUUCUGUUUCCAAAUAUGCAAUAUGUUUCAGGACAACAGCAACAAUAAAGUUAUUCUUGGGAUUUCUGUCAAUGGGAUCACCGUGAUCUAUCCCAAUACGCAAACAACGCAUCUGUACAGAUGGAGAGACAUCAGUAACGUCAUACAUAACAAAAAGAUAUUUAGGAUAGAGUGUCAAUUGGAAGGUGAAGAAGCGAAACAAUUUGUAUUUUCCGAGUCUCGUGAUACAAAAUAUAUAUGGAGAUUGUGUGUAGCCCAACAUACAUUUUACUUGCAAUGUCAAGAACGUCCUCCCCCGGAAAGAUCCAAUGGCUACUAUGAUAACGACACGAACGAUUCAAACGAUCAAGCGGUGUCUGCGAAUUUGGACAAUCAAACCGCGGACAGUCACAUGAGAUGGACAAGCUACAACGAUCUUUCGACCUCGCCGUAUCCUGUUGUGUCCGUUUCGUCGACCGAUAUAAAUAACUUGCGCGCGUUAUUGCCAUCGUACAGACCGGCGCCCGAUUACGAAACGGCGAUUCAAAUGAAAUACAAUAACGGAGGGAAUGUUCCUCCUCAGCCUUAUUAUGCAAAUAUUCAGUCUGCAAUAAUUGGUUCAGAUAUUUCGUGCCUUCUUGGUAACGUAAAUCGCAACAGGUACUAAAUUUUAAUAUUUAAUAACAGUAAAUUAUAUAUUAUUCGUAAUGUUGAAUAUAAAAAACACUUAGAAGAUGAAGUAAUACGCGAAAGAGAUUACAUACAUAUAUAUAUAUAUAUUUUAUUAAGAAUACUAGAAAUUGUCUCUGCACAAAUUCACUAACAAUGGUUUUUAUCGCUUUGAGAUUUAUUAUUAUUUAAGAUAAAAACAGAGACACGGGUGAUACGGAAAAACAUAAAUCCCAGUAAAAAGGCGUGCUUAUUAAAAAUUUUAUACACAUGUAUAUAUAAAAAUAUUUAUAUUUAAAAAAUUUUACAUGUUAUUUUUGUCGCGUAUACUAAAAUUUAUUGAAUAAGUUAAGAAAUGAAAAACAGAUUUGCGUACGUGUAUUACGUAGUAAUUAGCUCCAAAUAUACUCAUGUUAGAAAAUGUUACAAAUGUAAAUUUUUAAUUAAUCAAAUACAAGAUAUUUUUUUUCGUGAA
Pseudomyrmex gracilis is the source of this 2411-nucleotide messenger RNA. It is a transcript of the gene Pez, whose product is annotated as tyrosine-protein phosphatase non-receptor type 21. The transcript has 6 exons. Bases 570 to 1934 code for a protein of 454 amino acids. Gene Ontology annotation, molecular function: protein tyrosine phosphatase activity; cytoskeletal protein binding. NCBI's taxonomy places the organism in Eukaryota, Metazoa, Arthropoda, Insecta, Hymenoptera, Formicidae. Gene Ontology annotation, cellular component: cytoskeleton. The record is from RefSeq and is a predicted model, not a curated record.